CGAUGCUUCUACGCGCGUUCGUCAGUCAGUAAAAACGCGGACGUCCAACUGCAUGGACCAGAACCGCGAACUCCGGCAAAGAUUCGUUCAGUUUUAAAACGCGAGAUCAUACGAGUUUAGUAACCGUAUCGCCCUGGCACAAGCCCGGAAAAACUCUUUAAUAAGACCACUAAGUUUAAGAAUAGCUUGAGGAAGACUUAACUCGAGAAUAAAGUUUAUUAUCGUAUUUGUUUGAGAAAUUUAAAACCCGACACACAAACCAUCGGCGCGUACACAGUGGGUGUGUGUUAUUUUAUUAUUUAUCUGUUUGUUGUUCCGAGGAGAUAAACGUAUUGUUGCGCGAUGUUGAGGCAGGUAACGAUCCUGUUGGCCGUUUUCGCGGCCGCCUCGGCGAUCGAACAGUUCCGCGAGAUAUUCAGAUGGAACACCAUGGACAUUGUAUGGCCUUCUGAAGAAAUACGUACCAAGGUAAUGGACCGCAAUGAAUACAUACCGGAAAAUAACGCCAUUGCGGGAAUUAAAUUCUGGAGGAAAAGAAUGUUUUUGACAAUACCCAGGUUGAAACACGGCGUACCUAUAACUCUAGGUGUGGUUCCGGCAGAGCCCCAGAACAGAGAUUGGUCACCGAAAGUCGAGGCCUAUCCGUCAUGGGACAUGCAGGCUGUAGGCGACUGCAGUGCACUUCAGUUUGUCCAGAGCAUGGAGAUUGACACUCAGGGCAGGAUGUGGAUUCUGGAUACUGGGAGAACAGCCACGAUGACCACUGAGGCCAAGUCCAGAUGUCCACCGCGUUUAGUUAUCGUGGAUAUCGAGAAGAAUGGGGAAGUACUCCGUAGUCAUACAUUCCCGGAGUCAGUAACUUCGUACGAUAAAGUUCUCCUCAAUGACAUCGUGCUGGACCACACUGACGGCGGGUAUGCUUACAUUUCAGACACCAGUGAAACAGAUCCUGGUCUGAUUGUCUUCUCUCUGAGUGAAAACACUUCAUGGAAGAUUCGUCAUGAUUCAAUGAAACCUAAAUCAGAAGCUAUUGGUUUUUCAGUAGCACGAACAUGGAUAACGUCACCGAUUCCUAUUGACGGGAUAGCAUUGUCACCAGUUGACGUGCCUCAACGUUACGUUUACUACUCACCAUUGUCGGCAUUUAAUUUAUACGCAAUACCAACUUCCGUUUUGAAAAACAACACACAAAAUGUUGAUUCAUUCGUACGUGAUAUUGGACGUAAAAGUUCACAAACCGAUGGUAUGAUGAUGUCAGCAACUGGUGUACUUUAUUUCGGUCUGCUUGCCGAUGACGCGGUCGCCAUGUGGGACACCAAAAACCAGCCAUCAUUCGUCACCGGGCAGCGCAUAAUUUCCCGGGAUCACGUCCAGAUGCAGUGGCCAGACACCUUCGGCUUCGACGAAGAAGGCAACUUGUGGUGUGUCACCAACAGUUUGCAGAACUUUAUCAACAACAAAGUUGAUCCAACGGUCGCCAAUUACCGCGUAAUCAGGAUCUCGACUGGUACCAAGAGCUAUCAGUACCACGAGGAUGGCACAGCACCACCAGCUCUGGCAAUAACUGCCGGUGCCGCUGAUCGCGUUGCCAUGGCAAUGGCUACUCUUCUCAUAGCCGUUCUUACUUUAGCUCUUAAAUAAUAAUGUUAUAAUUUUUGCCUGUACAACGACACAAGCAUCGUCAUCAACGAGCAGCUGCAGUUUCGUGUGAUCUCCAUAAACGUCACUGAUACUCCGGUUGAGCUUCAAUGCAUUCUAUGAUCCGUGCUGCCGUCCAGCCAAUUAUUUUUAUGGCUCAAAAAAAUCUAAUAAUAAUAAUAAUAAUAAUAAUAAUAAAAUUAUUUAUAUUAAAUAUAAUUUGUAAAAUAAAUAUUAUAUAGGAGAGGGAGGGGCAAAAGGGGGUACUCAAGGAAAUACCAAGUUUUCGAGGACUCAAAUACGCUAAAUCUUUUUUUUUUUAAUGAUAUUCAAAGUAAAUAGAAGAAAUUUUCAGUUACCGUAAAAAAAAAAAUUUUCUGCGGGCAAAGUGGGGUACCCCCUAAAAAAGGUAAAAAAAAAAAAUUCUGGAUUUUAAACGAGUUUGAUUAAGUUGAAUUUUUUUGUAAGUAAUUUACAUGAAGAAAAAUUAUAUUUUACAUGUUUAUUGGAUACAAAAGAAGAAAAAAAAUUUUUAAUAGUUUUUAUCAUAAAAUAAAAGUCAUUAAUAUUUUUUAACUGGCAAUUGAUUUUUGAAAAAGUUUACUAAAAAAAAUUCAAAGUAACGCUUAAUUAUAUUUACAGAAGUGAUUUUUUUUUAUAAAAUUUUGGGGGUACCCCGUUUUGCCUACCCUACCCCCUUUUGCCCCCCCCUUCCCCUAUAUUGAAAUAGGUCUUGUUUAUAAAGUCCAAGCGUGGAAACCCGCGGUUGGUUUUAUUACUUUUAUUAUUAUUAUUAUUAUUAUUAUUAUUAUUAUUAUUAUUAUAUUUUCACUCUUGAUCUUUAAUCGACGGGUAAACUGUGUGAUUAUAAAUAGGUCCACGUUGCGCACAUUAUUGAUAAAGUGCCAGACUAAAAUUUAUCCAGCUGCCGGAAAAUAUUUGAAAACAAAAAUAACAUAAUUUAUUAUUCAAAAUUAUAAUCAUUUAUUAAUUAUUAUUAUUAUUGUUACCAAAGCAGGGGCACACGGGUCACGGACAAAUUAUCUCGAAUAUGACCCAAAGUAUCGAUAUGUAUAUUACAUAAUUCCGAUGUUAAUUUGAAUAAAUUAAAAAUAAUUGUAAUUAAUAAUAUUUUAUUAUGAGAUAGAAAGUAAAUUUUAGAUGAUAUAAAAAAAAUAUAGAUACUAAUAAUAAUAAAAAAAAAUAAAAACCAACUGGUAAAUGUCCGGUGAAUUAUAAUACCGCAGAUUCUCACAAUUGUUCAUGCUCGCGCGCAACCCAAGCAACCGGGACGGGCAAAAACACGCACAAUGGGCUUGUCCUAGUUUUAUUAAACGUACAAAACAUACUAUGGACAUUUUAUUCGGUGGAAUACCGUAUAAUUGUCGUCUGUGGUCUAGCUCCAUUGUACGCUACAACUUAUCGGCGCACCCGGAGUCUAAAUUUUAAAUUAAAUGUUCAUCUUAAACUUAAACUUAAUAUAUUGUAUGGAACCAAAAAUCCACCUGACUUUUAUUUACAAUAAAUAAAAUAUAUAUUUAUAUAAAUAUUAAUA
Microplitis mediator is the source of this 3193-nucleotide messenger RNA. Its product is annotated as protein yellow-like. The coding region runs from base 343 to 1641 and encodes 432 amino acids. Lineage: Eukaryota; Metazoa; Arthropoda; Insecta; Hymenoptera; Braconidae. Gene Ontology annotation, cellular component: extracellular region. The transcript has a single exon. The record is from RefSeq and is a predicted model, not a curated record.